Messenger RNA from Thalassophryne amazonica, 2104 nucleotides. It is a transcript of the gene pard6gb, whose product is annotated as par-6 family cell polarity regulator gamma b. The coding region runs from base 232 to 1584 and encodes 450 amino acids. The transcript is spliced from 3 exons. Lineage: Eukaryota; Metazoa; Chordata; Actinopteri; Batrachoidiformes; Batrachoididae. Gene Ontology annotation, molecular function: protein kinase C binding. Gene Ontology annotation, cellular component: apical plasma membrane; cell cortex; nucleus. The record is from RefSeq and is a predicted model, not a curated record. Gene Ontology annotation, biological process: centrosome cycle; establishment or maintenance of cell polarity; regulation of cellular localization.
CUUCUCUGUUCUCCCUCAGUUUGCGGCGGUUAAGAACAAUCUUCCAGGAGGAGAAAGAGGGAACUAAAAAAACACAAAGUUCUCCGCAGGAAGCGAAGCAAGAGGAUUUUUAAAGCGGAGCGGAGCCCCUGAUUCUGUGGGCAAAAACCACUCAAGGUUUUUCUCUUUUCUUUUUUAUUUUUAUAUAUUUUUUUUUUUAUUUAUUUAUUUAUUUUUACUGCAACCACAAAAAUGAAUCGGAGUUUUAAUAAAUCACAACCUCUGCGAAGUAUGGAUUGUAACGCUGUUGAAGUAAAAAGCAAGUAUGGAGCAGAAUUCCGCCGGUUCUCCGUCAACAGGCUCAAGCCCGGAAAGUUUGAAGAGUUCUACAAGCUCAUUCUGCACAUUCACCGCAUUGCCAACAUGGAGGUGAUGAUUGGUUACGCGGACAUCCACGGGGACCUUCUACCGAUCAACAAUGAUGACAAUUUCUGCAAGGCAGUGUCAACGGCUCAUCCGCUGCUCAGGAUCUUCAUCCAGAAACAAGAAGAAGUUGACUAUGCUAACUUUGGCACCAACACAAUAACCCGCCGGAAAAAGGCGGUGGUGGCAUUGCGCAACAACGACGUCAACCGCAAGCGCCCGCACAUCCGCAUCGGCAUGCCGCAGGAUUUCCGACCAGUCUCCUCCAUUAUUGACGUGGACAUCCUCCCAGAAUCUCACCGCCGGGUUCGACUGUAUCGUCACGGGUCAGACAAACCUCUGGGCUUUUACAUUCGAGACGGAACGAGUGUCAGGGUGACCCCGCAUGGGCUGGAGAAAGUUCCAGGCAUCUUCAUUUCUCGACUGGUGCCUGGUGGGCUGGCAGAGAGCACGGGGCUGCUGGCGGUUAAUGAUGAGGUGCUGGAGGUGAACGGCAUUGAAGUGACUGGGAAGUCCUUAGAUCAAGUAACUGAUAUGAUGAUCGCCAACAGCCACAACUUAAUCGUGACGGUCAAGCCUGUGAACCAACGCAAUAAUGUGAUCCGCAGCAGCAGGAUCUCUGGCAGCUCAGGCCAGUCUUCAGACAGCAGCGGGUCCACAGGUUACCCGAGUUUGUCGGUGGCUUCAGCGGGGAUCACGCCACCAGAAGCACCUGGGUAUCCAGAUGACCUGGAGAGUGACGAGGAGGCCGAUAUCGUCAUUGAGAGCAGCCUGAAGCGGCCAUCUCAGAGGUCCAUCGCGUCCAGCGUGUCUCGCACACACCAGCUGACUCCAACAAUGGCUGCAGGCUCUGCAGCACCUCCCAGCCCUCCCACGCGUCCGUCAUCGGUGAUCUCCACUGCGUCCUUCCACUCCCAGUCGAGCAUCAACGGGGGGUCGCACCUCCUCCACAAUAGCAGCCUCAGUCAUCAGCUCCACAGAGACCUGAACCUCCACCAUAAGCCACACCCACAGCCCAAGCUCCUCCACCUACAGCCUCAGCAUCACGGCAGCAGCCCCGCCCUCCGCCACAGUAACGGCAGCCUGCACAAAAUCCUCAGCUCCAUGAAAACAGAUCCACGACACAGUCUGGCACUGCCCCGGGGAGGUGUGGAGGAGGAUGGCACAGUCAUCACCCUAUAAUACUUUCAAAUGCACAGAAACGUCCCAGCUGCUCAAAGACUUAAACUGGAACACCAGGCUGGGUGAACUUGAGCUUGACUCCGUUUCUUCCUUGAUAAUUAUGUAACUUCUGUUUGUUUUUACAACAUAAUUGAUGAUGGUAAUCUGCAAGCCAGAAAACAGGUGAUUUUGUAAAUAUUUUUUGUAUUCUUAAAGUUUUUCUGUCUUACAUCAAGAAUAUUUGUACCUAUGUAUGUAAUAAGCAUCAGAACAAAUAGCUGUUUUAGGCGAGUCCACUGUAGAGUUCUGAAUGUGCCUACAACCUGCUAUGUUUUUUUUAGUGACCACUUUUAAGAUUCUUUCAUUCUUAUUACUGGGACCAACUUGGGUUGCUUUUGGAUGUUUUUUUUAAAGAGUAAAUCUAUAUUUCUUACCUUCUGAUAAAUGCUGUGUAGAGUAUGAUUUUUAAUAGUUGUUUUAUGCAUUGAUGAUUGUGAUCAAAUCUUGUAUCUGUUCCAAUAAAUUAUUCUAAGUCUUAUAA